AUGGGUCGCGGCACUACUUCACGUGCGCAUGGGCAUGGUGCGGAAGACGCCAGCGCGGCGGGAGCCCUACCGAUCGAACCAGAGCCACCGACUGAAAGCACUGCUGACCCUAUGGCUCAGCCGGCCGAGUCCCCUGCCACCAACUCGCCGCCAGCUCGUCCGUAUGGAUCGACGCCUGCAUCUGCACAACCUUUCGAUUAUGCACGCAUCCUGAGACAUGUCGGCAGUGCCAACCCCGGAGUUAACACAGCGGCCGAUGCUGAAGAGGACGAUGAGGAGGAUGCAGAUGCAGAGGAGGCAGAUGCAGAGGAGGCAGAUGCAGAGGAUGCGGAAGCACCACCCACAGCAGAGGGGGUGCAGGCAGAGGCUGGCGUGGACGACGAUGACAACACUCCAGACACCGGUGUCGCGGAUGGGGACCACACCAUACACGUGCGGACCGGGUUUAGGCAGAACAAGCGUAGUACAAGGAAGAAUUUGGGCAUCAACCUUGUCCACUGGACUCGCCUUAAGGCCCCUACUCGACGCUUCGGGAUCUUCACCAGCAACGCGGCUGAGCAGGUCAACAGCUCCAUCGUGCCCAUUCGGCGCUUGCCGGUGACCCUGAUGCUAGGGGUUCUCAUGGACUCGUAUCGCAAUAGGUAUUGUGAACGUAAGAUGGCGGCGCUCGAGCGAACUGAUCUCCUGACAGGGGCAGCCGAGGAGCGGAUGGUGGAGAAGGAGACACGCCCGGAGGGGUACGAGCUGUUGGGCAGGGACCAUGAAGAAGGAACCAUCCAGACCAGGGACACCGAUGAUCCCAAAGAAUGGAGGUCCUUCAACGUCAACUUGGCGGCGAAGACACGCGACUACACAAACUGGGACCAAUACCAGUUUCCGUGCUCCCAUGCUGUGGCCUUUGCUGUGAAGCGGAAGCUAGACCCCCGCACUCUCGUCUCUGAUUUCUAA
This is a messenger RNA of Closterium sp. Naga37s-1, 948 nucleotides long. NCBI's taxonomy places the organism in Eukaryota, Viridiplantae, Streptophyta, Zygnematophyceae, Desmidiales, Closteriaceae. The record is from the annotation of a GenBank genome assembly.